AUGGCGUCUACGCAGCUUCCCCUGGAGACCCUCUCCACCUGGGCCAUGUUCAAUGACGUAGACCUCGUCGACGUCGAGGCCCGCGAAAUCCCCGGCUGCGGGUUGGGUCUACUUUCAAACAAGGAGCUCAGUCGAGAGGAAGAGACCUUUGACAUCCCAACCUUACUCAUGAUCCCAGGCGAGCUGGUGUUAUCCGCCGAAGCUGUUGAGAACUAUGCAAAGGUCGAUAAGAACUUUCGGCAGCUGCUCGAGGCUGCCGGUCACAAGAAGGUACUUUCUGAUAGGCCCAAAACGUCUUUGAAGGGCGGAGUCUCGACGCCAUGGACAGAAUACGUCAAGUACCUGCCGCCGCAAGUUCCUGUUACCACCCUCUGGACUGAGCAGGAACGCGAGAUGUUGAAUGGAACAUCACUUGAGGCAAGCACUUCUCCAGCCUCCCUUCUCCACUGCCUACGGCCUUCCCUGAAAAGCAAAUACCGGCUGUCGUUGGUUACGCAGUCGGCCACGGCCGCCAAGAUUGUUGCGUUGACAGACGAGUUUGACGAGCUCCGAGAGAUUUCUGCGACUCUACCAUUUUGGAACGAGCUGUUUUGGGAAAGCGACAAGGUGUCGCUCAUUGACUGGGUUCGGGUCGAUGCGUGGUUUCGGUCCCGAUGUCUGGAGCUCCCCAAAUCAGGGGAGGCCAUGGUCCCGGUGCUAGACUUGGCAAAUCACUCAUCCAAGGCCAAUGCCUACUACGAGGAGAAUGGUAAGGACGAGGUAGUACUCCUUCUGCGACCCGGCUGCAGGGUCUCGUCUGGGGACGAGAUGACGAUAUCCUACGGGGACGCGAAAUCCGGGGCAGAGAUGCUCUUCAGCUACGGGUUCAUUGACCCCGCGUCAGCCGCCGACCGGAUCACGCUGCCCUUGAUACCCAUGGAAGACGACCCGCUGGGCAAGGCGAAGCUGCACGUCUUUGAUGGAGCACCGACUGUGGAGUUUGUCCGGGCGAAUGGCUCACUCAGCUGGAAGAGCCCCUUUGCCUACUUCAUGUGCCUCAACGAGGAGGACGGCCUGUCAUUUCGCGUCUUGCAGGACACCGGAGGUUCACGGGAGCUAAAACUAUUCUGGCAAGAAGAGGAUGUGACCUCGACGACAACGGCUUUCGAGCAACACAUCGAUCAACACCCCCUGGCUCAAAUCUUUCGUCUUCGGGUUGUUUCCGUUUUGGAGGAUCUGGUGGCCAGCCAGCUUGAGCGACUGGCCACCGGUGUAUCUCUGGAGGACCUGGACGAGUCCCUGAAUGAAGGUGGUCUCGUCUGCGGGACAUGCAUCAGUGUAGCUGCAACGCUGAGGGAGCAAGAGACGAGCUUGCUAGAAGCUGCCGCGAAGGCUCUAGAAGACCAGAAAACACAACUCCUCGCAGACGAGAACGUGGUGGCUUAUCUCGGGUUGAUGGAAGAUGCCCAAAAUGACCUAGUUCAAGACGAGUUAUCCAAUGAAGAUGAAGACUUCAGUUAG
Colletotrichum lupini is the source of this 1500-nucleotide messenger RNA. RefSeq names its product SET domain-containing protein. Lineage: Eukaryota; Fungi; Ascomycota; Sordariomycetes; Glomerellales; Glomerellaceae. The transcript has 4 exons. Gene Ontology annotation, biological process: peptidyl-lysine monomethylation. Gene Ontology annotation, cellular component: nucleus. The record is from RefSeq and is a predicted model, not a curated record. Bases 1 to 1500 code for a protein of 499 amino acids. Gene Ontology annotation, molecular function: protein binding; protein-lysine N-methyltransferase activity.